Molecule: messenger RNA, 689 nt
Organism: Brassica napus (rape)
Lineage: Eukaryota; Viridiplantae; Streptophyta; Magnoliopsida; Brassicales; Brassicaceae
Exons: 1
Coding region: 100-651 (183 amino acids)
Source: RefSeq, a predicted model, not a curated record
CUGUAUAUAUAACACUUACAUCUUCUUGGAUCCUCUCCUAAACAUACCUCCUUUCUAUCGUUCUCUCUAAAGAAUAAGUCUUCGAUCUUUCUUCACGUCAUGGGAAACUAUGCUUCUUCCGCUCUAAGCAAAACCUCGUCCUCUUCAUCGGCGGCGAGAGUGAUUCUCCCGGACGGUGAAGUCCGUCACAUUCACGAACCAACUAAAGCCGCAGAGCUUAUGAUGGAGAUUCCCAGCUUCUUCCUCGUCGACGCCAAGUCGUUAAAAAUAGGACGUAAGCUCAACCCUUUAGCCGCCGAUGACGAUCUUGAACUCAAAGGCUGUCACGUCUACGUAACUUUCCCCAUGACGCGUGCCACGUCAGCAGCUAACGCUUCGGACAUGACUAGGUUAUUCCUAGCCGCCAAGAAACAGCAACGCCGCCGAGUUGGUAACAAAUCUUCCCGUGACGGAACAGCCGUGAAGCAUUGUCACAACGGAAGGGUGUCGCCGGACGGAGAAGUGGGGGACGUUGGGGUGAUAACGGCGGGAUCGAAGCUGAGUUUAGAAGAUAUCGAAGAGUUUUCGGCGGCGGAGUUUAUGCAUAGGAUCUCUAUUUCGAAAUCCAAGAAGCCAAAGUUAGAAACUAUAGAUGAAGAAUCUUUGUGUUAACGUACACAAAAUCAAACAAAAAUGGAAAUUUGAUUUUU